CCCGCCGGACCCACCGCAGCCGCUGCCGGAGAGCUCUGAUGCCAGCAGGGCCGCAGCCGCCGCGCCCCGAGCCAUGCGGUGACAGCGCCGAGGCCGCAGCGCCCCGCAGCCAUGGCCCAGUCCCGGGCCAACGGCUCCCACUACGCCCUGACGGCCAUCGGGCUGGGCAUGCUGGUGCUGGGCAUCAUCAUGGCCGUGUGGAACCUGGUGCCCGGCUUCGGGCCCCCCGACAAACCCGGCGGCAACAGCAGCAAACCCGAGCGCGGCUCCGGCGGCGUCCUCAGGAGCAAAACCUUCUCGGUGGCCUACGUGCUGGUGGGCGCGGGGCUGCUGCUGCUGCUGCUCUCGCUGUGCCUCAGCGUGCGCGACAGGAAGCGCCAGAGCCAGGAGCUCCCCGUCGGCCACGUGCAGCGCCAGGCGUCCACGGAGCCCUCGCAGCAGGAGGACAGCCAAGAAGAGGAUGAAGACGUCUCCUCGCAAUACUACGUGCCCAGCUACGAGGAGGUGAUGAACACGGGCUACUCGGAGCCCCGAGACUCGGACAGGAGCGCCAGGCUCAGCGUGUCCCUGCCCUCGUACGAGUCGCUGGCGGGGCUGGAGGAGGGCGGGGCGGCGCCGGGGGCGGCGGGCGCGGAGCCCGGCCCGGAGCGGCCGCCCAGCCGCCACAGCUCCCGCCUCAGCAAGCGCCUCAAGCCCCUCAAGGUGCGCAGGAUCAAGUCCGAGAAGCUGCACCUCAAGGACAUCCGGCUCAACCUGGCACAGGGCAACAGCAGCGUCCCCAUCACCAUUGAGCCCCUCACCCCUCCGCCCAAGUAUGAGGAGAUCCAGGAGAAAAUGCCAGUGGGCCAGCAAAUGCCUUAAAAAAAAAUAGAGGAAUCUGUGAUGCUGCUUGGUUGAGGGUUUUUUAAAACCCACCGUGCCCAGAGGGGGUUGGUGUGUGGGGGCAGCAGCAGCCAGGGCUGCCUGGAAGCUGCCACGUGCAGGACGUGCUGUGGCACAAGGAUGGGACUCCUUUUCCCUGGGACUGUGGGGAAAGAAACCUGAACACCACAAUUCUGCUGCUGUGAAGUAAAUGAAGGCUGGACAUGCCAAAAGUGUCACUUGUGGUGUUUGAAAUGAGACCACCCAGUGCAUCCCUCAUCUCCUCUCCCCCUCUCUUCCUGCAAGACUUUUCCAAGCCACCAAACUGAUGUUGCAGAAGGAUUUUCCAAGUGGAAAAGUGAAAUGUUUCCUUUUUUGGAUGUCUUUUCUUUCUGAGGAAGGGGAAGCACAUUGCCAGAGAAGCACCAGGGCUCUCCCUGGCUCCCAGCUGGGCUGGGCUGGUGGCCCAGGGCCAGCCCUGACUCCUGCCAAGGUCUCUGCUGGGGAGCAGCUGAAAGGGGAGAGGAUGGAUCCCUGAAAGGGGAGAGGAUGGAUCUCUGAAAGGGGAGAGGAUGGGAAUGGAUCUCUGGAAGGGGACAGGAUGGAUCUCUGGAAGGGGACAGGAUGGAUCUCCUGCCUUGCUGCUUGCCCUGCUGUGUCCUGUGCUCCAUUCGAGGCAGGGGGUGACUCUGGGGGGCUGGGAGUGCCAGAGCCAGGGCUGGAACCACUGCUGAGCAUCCUGUGCAGGCAGCCUGGU
Molecule: messenger RNA, 1618 nt
Organism: Melospiza georgiana
Lineage: Eukaryota; Metazoa; Chordata; Aves; Passeriformes; Passerellidae
Gene: TMEM51
Product: transmembrane protein 51
Exons: 3
Coding region: 112-861 (249 amino acids)
Source: RefSeq, a predicted model, not a curated record